This is a messenger RNA of Vanessa tameamea, 1932 nucleotides long. RefSeq names its product mediator of RNA polymerase II transcription subunit 21 (gene MED21). NCBI's taxonomy places the organism in Eukaryota, Metazoa, Arthropoda, Insecta, Lepidoptera, Nymphalidae. Gene Ontology annotation, biological process: regulation of transcription by RNA polymerase II. The transcript has 3 exons. The coding region runs from base 155 to 601 and encodes 148 amino acids. Gene Ontology annotation, molecular function: transcription coregulator activity. Gene Ontology annotation, cellular component: mediator complex. The record is from RefSeq and is a predicted model, not a curated record.
GUCUGACACCCAUGUCAUUGCCAGUCACGCAUCAUUGAUUUUGAUCACAAUUUACAUUUUGAUGUAGUAUGGACUAAAGUUAAACAAUUUGAUUAAUUUCUUUAUUUAUAAUAAUUUUAAUUCCUAGGCAAACUGCUCUUCAUCCCACAACAGAAUGGCGGAUCGACUGACACAAUUACAAGAUACCAUAAAUCAGCAAGCUGAGCAUUUCUGCAACAGUAUCGGUAUAUUGCAACAAUUUUCUACACCGAGCAAGUUUCCUGGGUUCGAUCGCAGUGGCUCUCAAACACCGCAACAGCAACAAAACCAAGAGGACUAUGCUAUGUUAUUUGCAACAUUAAUUUCCCGCUGUGCUAAGGACAUUGAUACACUAAUUGAAUCCUUGCCAAGUGAAGAAAGUUCAACAGAACUUCAAGUACAAAGCUUAAGGCGCUUAGAAGCUGAAAAUAAGGAGGCUGCUGAGCAGUUAGAAGAAGUUGUACGCCAGGGUGAGAUACUGCUUGAAAAAAUCCAAGGUGCUCUCAGUGAUAUUGCACAGUCUCAGCUCGAUAUGCAGAACCCAAUACUCAUCCUCAAUAAAGAUAUCAAACCACAGUUAUAGGAUCUGAGGAGGCCCGGCGGUUACCUACGUCGGUGAUCAUUUUGGUAUAGGAUAAAAUAAUAUGUACACGGAAUAAUCACUAUGUAAUACUUAAACCCAAAAUAAUGGUUAAAAAGUACAUAAUAUUGAAUUUGUUACUUUUUAAUGUUGUACUUAAACAUCUGUGAGUCAAAUGGAAAAAUUACUAAUUUAUUCAAAAUGAGGCUAGUUUGACAGUUUAUUGAUUUAAAAGUUGUAUAAUAUUAACAACUUCAAAAAAAUUUUUAACCAUAAAAAUUAUAUUAAAUGUUGCCAUAAUAUCAAAAAGAAAAAUGUUUUACUUAGGUUCAGUGCUGUUAUUUUCUGCAAAUGUUAUAAUUAACUAAAAAAAAUCACUAACUAAUAAACAUUCUUUACCUUUGCAUUCUUAAUAUGAAAUUACUAAAGUCUGGGAGAUUUAAUUAUUUGUUUAACUUUACACUUUUACAAUGUUUAUUACUAAAAUGGUUUAAGUAUAUUUUUGUUAUUACUUGUUUUUUUAGUUUUACAGUUCACACACAUGGUUUGAAGUAAUUCUAUGGAAGUUUAGAAGGAUCUGAAAACUUUAAGUUAAAAAUUUAAAAAGACCCUAUAAAAGUUCCACUAUUGGGUAAAAGCCUCCUAUUAAAGAGAUGAUUUUUCUCCACUUCGGGUUGGUUAUAUAUAAAAGGCAAAAAUCCUCAGUAUAUUUAUAUUAUAUUCAUAUUUCAUCAUAAGGUUUCUGGUAUCACUCAGCAUGACCAUUUGCACAAAUUAAAACUUACAAUAUUCAGUUAUCAAACAUAUUUUCAAUUUAAUGGAUCAUCUCAGCUCUUAAAAAUUAGCAUUGAAAGUAUGUUUCUUGCAAAUAAAAGAUUAGUAAAAUUAACAAUAAAAGAUACUGUUAAUGUUUACAAUUGUUUUAUAUGUUAUGGGUCCAAAAAAAAUCCAUCCUCUCAAACAGAAAUUACCUUUUUGACGACCUCCCUGUUCGAGUAGUGUGUACACCGGUUUUCAUGGAUACGCCACUCCUUGGUCCCGGGUUCGAUUCCGGCCGAGUCGACGUAGAAAAAGUUCAGUAGUUUUGUAUGUUGUCUAGGGUCUGGGUGUAUGUGGUACCGUAGUUACUUUAACACAAGUGUUUUAGCUACUUACAUUGGGAUCAGAGUAAUGUAUGUGAUGUUGUCCAAUAUUUAUUAUUAUCAAAAUCGGUCCAGCUGUUUUGGAAAAGUUCAGUGACAUUCACACAUGCUGAAAAAUUAUAUAUACACAAAAUAAAAUAAAUUAAUAAAAAAAAACAUUAAAUUAACAGCAGUAUUUGAAAACAUUGAAUA